This is a messenger RNA of Colletotrichum siamense, 1143 nucleotides long. It is a transcript of the gene pdiA-1, whose product is annotated as Protein disulfide-isomerase. The record is from RefSeq and is a predicted model, not a curated record. Lineage: Eukaryota; Fungi; Ascomycota; Sordariomycetes; Glomerellales; Glomerellaceae. Bases 1 to 1143 code for a protein of 380 amino acids. The transcript is spliced from 5 exons.
AUGAGAGGCCGCGACAUGAUUUAUUCUACACUUUUCACUCUCAGCAUCUGGUUGUCCGUGCUAGCUUCCGGAACCUACGCCGGAGACCAAGCACCGCUUGCAGAACCAGUCCCCAGCCUUAGACUUGUCGCAUUUGUCAAAGAAUCCCACGGAACCAGGAAAGCCCUCGCUCAAGAAUGGGACACCGUCCGCUCCAAGACUAAGGUUCCUCUGGAAUGGGUCGCCGACUGCCCCAACGAUUCCAGAUGCCCGAGCCCCCCUCCCGAGACGAUCCCCGAGAUCCAACUUUACCGCGGACCCGAGCACGUGGCCGUCUACGCCGGACCCCAGACCGCCGAUGAAAUCCUUCGCUUCAUCGACCGAGCCAAACGCUCCUCCCAGAUUCCUGUGCAUGUGAGCCCGGAAGAGGCAGAGAAAUUCAAAGACGUAGACGACUUCGUCUGCAUCGCGCACCUGCAACCCUCGGAAGCAUCUCUCCGGGAGGCUUUCGAGGACGUGGCGACAAAGUACUGGAUGGAGUUCACGUUCGGCGUCGUCGACACGCAGGCUGCAGACUCAAAGGUCGUCUGCCGCAAGCGCGACGACGCGAGCACACACACCUCCUCCUCGCCCGACGGUCUGGAAGCAUGGCUUAUUGAGGCCUCGCGCCCGCUCAUUACGGAUCUAUCACGCGCCACCCACGAGCGCUUGCUCAAGCGCGGCUGGCCGAUGGUCUACAUCUUCCACCCCUCAGCUGCAACCCGUGCCUCCAUCCGCGCGCAGCUAUCCUCCUUUGCAAAGUCCCAGUACGCCUCCCUGACGAGCGUGACUGUCGACCCGGCCUACUUCCCCGACCUACCCGGAAAACUCGGCCUCGACCCCGCGAGGGACGGGUACCCCGCAGGCGCGGUCCACCAGCUGUCCAACGGGCGAGUAUACCGCUAUCCCAAGGACAAAGGGUUCACGCCGAAGGAGCUGCAGGGGUGGGGACUCGACGUGUGGCAGGGAAGGGUGAAGCCGUGGACGCCGCCGGGGCAGGAGGAGCCGAAGGAGGAGAAAGCCGGGGGCGCGAACGUGAGGAUCGUGGGGUCGAGCAACCUCAAGGUCAAGAACAUUCCGGGGUUGAAGAUCAAGAUUGGGGGCCGGGAGAGGGAAGAGUUGUGA